This is a messenger RNA of Thunnus maccoyii (southern bluefin tuna), 1962 nucleotides long. It is a transcript of the gene serpinf2b, whose product is annotated as serpin peptidase inhibitor, clade F (alpha-2 antiplasmin, pigment epithelium derived factor), member 2b. Gene Ontology annotation, molecular function: serine-type endopeptidase inhibitor activity. The record is from RefSeq and is a predicted model, not a curated record. Lineage: Eukaryota; Metazoa; Chordata; Actinopteri; Scombriformes; Scombridae. Gene Ontology annotation, biological process: negative regulation of endopeptidase activity. The transcript is spliced from 10 exons. Bases 176 to 1591 code for a protein of 471 amino acids.
CACUUAGUCGCUCCUUUUUUGGACAAGACAGCAGUUUUUUUUUUCUAAUUUAAAUUUACGGCACAUUUCCAGAUGAUCUGCGUUCCUUCAAAAGGGAGCGUGACUAAGUAGAGAGUGUUUUAGACCGGCAGACAAUACAGCAAAGACACUAUAAACAAAGCUACGUUGUAAGGACAUGGACCUUCGUCUGACACUCCUGGUGAUAUGUCUCUGCAGCCAAGGAAUGACUAAUGCUGAGGUGGCAGAAGAUGAGUCAAUCCCAUUGGUGCCUCUUAUUCCUUUGAUACCCAGCCACCCCAGAGAGAGAGUAGAAAAUGAAAGUGCCACAGAGGCACCAACAACCAUAACUAGUAGGCCCAGUGGGGGCUCAUCAGAGGAAGAGCAAGAUGAGAGCUGUCUUUCUGUUAGCCAAAGCCCACAGUCCAGGGAAGCUAUUGCUGCCUCCAUACAGAAACUGGGUAUACAGCUGCUGCAGAACCUGGAAACAACGCCGGAGCAACCAAAUGUCAUCAUAUCUCCUUUCAGCAUAUCAUUAGCGCUCUCCCAACUCGCUCUAGGUGCAGUUAAUGAGACAGAGGAGCUGCUGAUGCAUCAUCUUCAUGAAAACACUCUCGCCUGCUACCACGAGUCUCUGCAUAAUGUCUUAGAGAAGCUCAGAAACACUGACCUGCAAAUUGCCACUCGCAUCUUCCUGGGCCAAGGAAUUGAGCCGAAGCAAGACUUCGUCCAUGAGUCCCAGCGGUUGUAUGACUCAGAACCGACAGCCUUGGAGAGCCUGCAACAGAUAAACGACUGGGUAGAGAAGGCAACAAAUGGAAAGAUGACUGAAUUUCUAUCUGCUUUACCACCCGAUUUGCUCCUAAUGCUCAUUAAUGCUGUCCAUUUCAAAGGAGAAUGGAAAGCUCGAUUUGACCCGCGCUUCACCUCCAGAGGUGUGUUCUACCUUGACGACAAACACAUGGUUGAUGUUGAGGUGAUGGAAGAUGCUAAACAUCCCUUGAGUUUAUUUACUGAUAAUGAACUGGAGGCUCAGGUAGCGAGCUUCCCAUUCCAGAAGUCCAUGAGCUUGUUAGUGGUCAUGCCUAUGUCCGGCCAGUUGAACGUGUCUUCACUUGCUGCAAAGCUGAAUAUCUCCGACCUUUAUAAUCGUCUACCGAAGGAAAGGGCUGUUCAAGUUAGAGUCCCCAAAUUCAAACUGGAGUAUGCUCAAGAGCUACAGGAUGUUUUUACCAAAUUGGGCCUUGGAGAAAUGUUUUCUAAUCCCAAUUUGGCCAACAUGGCAGACGGCCCCCUGCUGGUGUCCAGUGUGAUGCAUAAAUCCUGCAUGGAGCUAAAUGAGGAGGGUGCAGAGGCUGCUGCAGCCACCGCUAUUGUCAUCUCACGGGCAUCCAACCCUAUUUUCCACCUCAGCCAACCCUUCCUCUUUGUCCUUAUGGAUGAUAUGACUCAAGUACCAGUCUUCAUGGGUGUCAUCAACAACCCUAAUCCCGGAGCUCCUAUCUUGCGGAGAGGAGAAUUUGGAAACGCAGAUAAAGUCGGAUUCCCAAUUGACAAGAAUUACGUAGGCUCAUUUGGAAGCCCACCUAAGUAGGGACUAAUACCUGCAUGACUGUCCCAGGGAAAACCCAGACCGAGACCUUUAUGAUUGUACAGAUUAAGUGUACAAUAUCACUUAGCUGGAUCAAAAAUGUGUGCGAGAGCAGAUGAUUUCCCUGUUUCAUUAUAGAAUGAACAGGAGCCCCGAAUCCACUGAAAAAGCUGAAUAUUCCUUUUAAAAAAUAUACAGUUUUACUGGUUUAGAUGACAAGCAACUUUUUUAAAACCUUCUAAAAAUUACAUGACUAUAAGAAGUUGUUUAUACCCCUUAAAAAUCUCCUCAUCUUUGAGUUAUUUGAUUAGCCUACACUUGAGACUUUCAAUAUUUCAAAAUGUAUGACCAAACAAAUCUGAUAUACCACAACA